Symbiodinium natans is the source of this 1143-nucleotide messenger RNA. NCBI's taxonomy places the organism in Eukaryota, Dinophyceae, Suessiales, Symbiodiniaceae. The record is from the annotation of a GenBank genome assembly.
AUGCCCCAGAAUGACCAGCAGCGCUGGGAUCUGCAAGCGCAGAAUCGGCGGCAGCACGAGCAGAGGCGUGCCAUGCAGAAGCGGGAGGAGGAGAUGCGGCAGCAGCAGCAGGCGGAAGUCAUGCGCAAGGCCGCGGAGAGGAAGAUGCAGAUGGAGGAGGAGCAGCGGCGCCUUGCAGAGCGCCAGCGAAUGGAGCAGGAUGCUUGCACUUCGAUCCGCUCAGUUUGCCAGAAGCUGCGCUACGUGCAGGAGGAGUCCUUCCAGCAGGUUCAGCAGGAACUCUACGAGGUGAUGCAGAGGGAGCUGAACAACUGCGGUCACCAGAUGGCCAGAAUCCGCGAGGAGUGCGACCAAGCUGCGGAGCAGGCGCGGCAGCGGCUCCAGGAAGCUGCGGAGGUCAAGGCCUUCCAGGAGAAGAAGAAGGCGGAGAUGCUGGAAGCCCACAAGGCGGCUUGUGCCAAGGCGGAGGAGCUUGUCGCAGAGUUCACAGCCAAGGUGGAGGCCGCGGAGCAAGCAGCCAAAGCCCUGGCUGAAAAGGCCGAGCCGUUCACGUCUGACGAGAGCGGCAUGGGGGACCAGAGCUCCGAGGACAAGAUCCUCGAGGAAGCUGCCAAGAUUGAUGAGGCCAAGGAAGAGGCCACAGCACGGACCAGCGAGAGUCAAGAGUACCUGACUCAGCACAAGGCGACGAUGACGGUGCAGGAUCUGCCUGGCCAGCCGCCCGCUGAGGUCAAGCAGGUCCUUAGCAAGGUCAUGGAUAGGCUGCUGGAGACCACAAAGAAGAAGGAUGCAGUCAUGCUGAAGAUCCACCUGGUCAAGAGCAAAGCCUUGAAAAGGAGCAAGGCGAAGCAAGUGAUGGAGGAAAGGAAGGCCAAGUUUAGCAAGUACGCGAAGGACGGCGUUCUUGACAAGAAGCAGGUGGUCGCCUACAGCAAGAAGGAGUUCGGCUUUGCCCUCACGGAAGUGGCAGCGGGGAAGAUCUUCAAGGCUCUUCAAGUCACCAAAGGCGUGACGACGGCCGACUUCCAGAGGCUCCGGGUGCAGAUUGGCAUCCUCCGCGAGCAGAAGAAGGACCAGAGUCGAAAGAGAGUAUUUCACCACGGAGACCGCAUAGGAUGGCCCUUCCCCCACGACAUGGUUUGA